Phyllotreta striolata is the source of this 5231-nucleotide messenger RNA. NCBI's taxonomy places the organism in Eukaryota, Metazoa, Arthropoda, Insecta, Coleoptera, Chrysomelidae. The record is from the annotation of a GenBank genome assembly.
AGAGCAGAGAGACAGCCAUGUUGGGUAGUGUCGGUGAAAAGAGUAGAAAUUCUUAAGAGAAGGUACCAUCGCGAUAUUUACCGGUGAUCGAGUGUCGCGCGAGUAUUCGUUCGGUGUUGUUUUUUGUGUUUAAUUACAUUGGAUUAUGAUCGCCUCAACGGAAAAUCUCAAUUGGGGCACCGAGCUCUGGGAUCAAUACGACAAUUUGUCCCUUCACACGCAAAAAGGAAUCGACUUUUUGGAAAAAUACGGUCAAUUUGUACGCGACAGGGCCACCAUCGAAUGUGAAUACGCCUCGAAAUUAAGAAGACUAGUCAAAAGUUAUCAACCUAAGAAAAAGGAAGAAGAUGAUUAUUACCAAUUUACUUCUUGUAAGGCAUUCAAAGCGUUGAUGAACGAAGUGAACGAUUUGGCCGGUCAACAUGAAUUAGUAGCGGAAGAUCUUCAAGCCAAUGUGAUAAAGGAAUUGACGGCUUUAGUGAAGGAUUUGAAGGAGGAGAGAAAAAAACAACUCCACGAAGGUCUGAGGCUGAGCCAAUCCCUUCAAGCGCAAAUCGAGGCAUUGCAAAGGGCGAAAAAGGCCUACGACAAGGCCUACAAGGAAUCGGAAAAGGCCAUCGAAGGUUUCCAAAAGGCCGAUGCCGAUUUUAAUUUGUCGCGAGCCGAAGUGGAAAAACAACGAUCGAAUAUGUCCCAUAAAACGCAAGUUUGCGAUUCGGCCAAAAACGAAUACGCUCAACAAUUGCAAAGAACUAACGAAUUGCAAAGGCAACAUUUUAGGUCCGGUUUACCGGAGGUGUUCAGGCAACUUCAGGAAUUGGACGAGAAACGAAUAAAGAACAUCAAAAAUUUCAUUCGGGCUUCGGUGGACAUCGAACGGAACGUUUUUCCCAUCAUCAACAAAUGCCUGGACGGCAUUUUGAAAGCCGCCGAAAUUAUAAACGAAAAAGAAGACACGAUGUUGGUGAUAGAAAAAUACAAAUCGGGUUUUCAACCGCCCGAAGAUUUCCCGUUCGACGAUCUGUCGAAGGGCGGCAGCGAUUCAGGCAGUACUACCAACCUGAGCAACAUUCACGCCAGCGGUAAAGUGAAAGAGGGCAGUUACACGGUAAAAGGAACGAUUACUUCUAAAGCGAUGAAGAAACGAAGCGGGAUUUUUCAAAUUUUUGGCGGCAAAGGGAACGCCGCCAUUUCCGAUGGCAAGGAGAACUUGAGCGAAUUGCCGCCGAACCAGCGGCGGAAAAAGCUGACGCUCAAAGUCGAAGAGCUCCGCAAUAAAGUCGCUCAAGAGACGGCGACGCGCGACGGCCUCAUGAAAAUGAAGGGCGUCUACGAGGCCAAUCCGGCCCUCGGGGAUCCAAGGACCGUUGAGAGUCAAUUGAACGAAUGCAGCCAUCGAUUGGACAAGUUGCAACAGGAGUACGGCCGAUAUCGGUCCUAUUUGGACGAAGCGAUGCGAUCCGUCCAAUCGACUCGUCAGAACGAUUCGCUGACGAAUUCGCCGAUCGGUCGGUCGAACGGCGUCGAAGCGGCGUCGCGACGCCGACAUUCCGGCGGGAGCGUCGCCGACGACGAAUCGCUCAGCCGUUCGGCCAGCGACAGUUCGGUCAAUCGGAACAAUCACCACAAUCACCACAAUCAUCACAAUCACAAUCACAACAACGGAAAGCCGAGCGCGCCCGGUACACCGCAGAUGAACAAUCACGGUUGUUCCAAUAGUCCCGAAAGUGGUUUGGGUACCUCGCACACGUCACUGCCGGGAGCCGAUUCAGAUCCGGAUCAGGACCACGAUCAGGACCGGGAUCAGGACCAUUACGACGGGCACGGCGAGAGCGAAUAUUACGAGGCCGAUGUCCAGCCAUCGAUAGGUACUUGCAAGGCUCUGUACGCUUUCGAAGCAACGAGCGAAGGGAGCAUACCGAUGGCGCAAGACGAGGAAUUACAUUUGAUCGAAUUAGAUCAAGGAGAUGGAUGGACGAGAGUGAGAAGGAUUUUGGGUGAUUUGGAGGAGGGUUUCGUGCCAACUUCGUAUAUCGAAUAUUCGGUAUAUGAUACUUAAUUAAGAAAAGCGACUUAAAGAUUAUUAUUAUUUUUAUUUUAUUUUUUCGAUCGUUUGGUUUCCGAAUUAUUUUAACGGUUUGUAAAUUAUACAGGGUGUCCCAAUGAAAAGUAGUUCAUUUAAUUAGAAUUUUUAAACGCCUAAUCAUAAAAACAUGCGGUUUUCUCAAAUAUGUUUUAUUUUAUUAGAAGUUUUGUUACAGUGACACAAACAAUUUUUUAUUGCCUGUACAAAGUGUAAUGAAAAUCCUCUCUUUUAAAUUCACAUUAACCAAAUUCCAUGCAAUAGGACAUCUACUUUUGUACAAUAACAUGUACAAAUAACGCAUUUUUAAAAAGUAGAAGAGUAUAUCUUUCAAAAUAUCUCUACAUAUACGGGGUGUUCCAUUUAAAAAAAAAUGGUUACUGUGAAUUCAAAAGAGGAGAUUUUAUAAAACACUCUGUAAUGGUAAAUGCAUAAUUUCUGUAUCACAGUAACAAAACUUCUAAUAAAAUAAAACAUAUUUGGGAAAAUCGCAUAUUUUUAUAAUUAGGCAUUUAAAAAUUAUAAGCUUAUUAUUAUAUUAAUGGUGCUACUUCUCAUUGGGACACCCUGUAUUUCGACGGUUCGGCGUAUUCCUAUAUAAAAAAAUCUUGAUUAUACAGGGUGUCUCAUAUGUUAAUACUUUUUUAACUUAACUUUUUCAUGUACAUUUUUUUUAAUAUUCUGGAAAAUAAAAAAGAUUUUACCAAUACAGGUGUCAAAAUUUAAAUAAUAAAUAAUUAAUGACAAUCAAUCAAAAUGGCGACAUUUUUGAGCAGUUCCUUUAACUUUUAAUGAACAGGACCGUAUUAACUAACUUUUUAAUAAUUAAAAAUUGAAAAAAAAAACUUGCUUAGAAUUAAAAAUUCAAUACGCAGUUAAAACUAAAGUAUCAACUUAUGAGACACCCUGUAUUAUGUAUUUCGCAUCAAUUUUUUUUUAUUAAAUCACGAAACCUACCUAUUUUCGUUGCAAUAUAUGUUUUUUUUUAAUUUUAUUGUAAAUUUAUAUAUUUUUAUAAACAUAGUAGGUAAUUGAAUGAUACAAUUAAUUUUUUUAGAUAAACGUUAAGUCAUGUUAAUAAAAAAAACCUCUUAUUUUUCUCUAAUUUAUCGAACAAAUGAUACUAGAACAAAAUAUUUCUUAGUCAUAUGUUUAUAAUGUGUUGCUUAAUGCGGAAUAAAAUGUAAAAGUGUUUAUGCGGUGGAGCGAAAAAUCGAACAGUAUAAAAGAAUUUUUUUUCCUCCCCCGGUACGUUAUUUUUUUGAGGCAAUUUGUCGGCUUUAGCACAAAAUAUAUUCGGUUCCCGAUUUUAUGGAACUUUGCUGUUGUUUAGUGAUGAAGUUAUACAGAGCUCUAAAUCCCAUCGAACGCCAUCUUGAAUUUCUCUCUAUUUCUAACUAACGAAAUCUCAAAAUGUCUGGAUAUAAUUCAGAAGGUUAUUCAGAAAAUAUUCACGAUAUCGUUCGUUGUUUUUUUUUUAAUCGACUCUGUACAUUAUUUUAGCAGUUAUUUUGUAUAUAGAAUGCAUAUAUUUAAAAAAAAUCUAUUAUUGAGCUGUACUGUAAAGUAUAUAUUAUAUAUAAAUGUAUAGUAAUAGUAAUUUGCUAAGGAAAAAAUCAGACGUAAGAAUAAUAAUUAACACACAGACGUUUUUGUGUUUAUCGCACCAGAUGUAGACUUGUAAAAAUUUAUUUUUUUUUUUAUUUGAAAACGUUACUGUUUCUAUUGGAAUUUUUUUUUAAUCGAGUUUUGUAAAUUAUUUAUUUAUACCGUCGACGUUACGAGUUUGUAUUAAAAAGUGAGUCUCGUUAAGGCCAAUUUACUUAAUAUUAAACGAACACGAAUUUGUAUUAAAGGCGCAAAUACACCUGUCAAAUAGCUAAAGCAAGUUACUACAAGUAACUAAAUUUAGUUACAUUAAAACGCCUUAAUUAGCAUUACAAGAGCGAAGUUGUGAUAAAAUAACUGUUAUUUUCGAAACGCACACCUCUAAUAACGUCGUUAAAUGUCAGUUAGAUAGGGAGGUUUGUAUAGGGGUAGAGGUGGGCAUUGAUAAAAAUAACUGUUCCGUUUGGAAGUUUGUUACUAAAUCAUGUAAUUAAAUUUAGUUACUUAAUUAAGUAACUUGCUUUGGCUACUUAUCUACAGUGAUUUAUCCGCUGUCCUUUUUUUAACUGUAACAACAACGAUAUCGUCGACUCACUUUUUAAGAUCAAUUGGUGCUUCUUGCCUUUUAUGUUUGACGUUAAUUGUUUAUUUACCGAUUAUAAUAUAUUGAGUGAUAGAUAAUAUUAACAAUACUUUCGGUAGUAGGCAUCUUUUUUUUAUUAUUAUUAUUAAAUUGAAAUCGCAUUGUAUUUGCUCAGUAUAAUUUUUGUCGUUUGAUGGAUUUGGUUUUUGAGGACGUUCAUUUUUAACGCGAAAUUAGAUAGGUAGCAAUAAAUAGCUUUAGUAUUAAAUGUAAUAAUUGUGUCUCUGUGCCAUUUAUACAGGGUGGUUCUUAAGUAAUGGACCAAACUAGAAUGGAAGAUUCUCGAACUCAAAAUAUUAAGAAUCUUUCAUUUCAGUUUGGGCCAUUACUUACGGGCCACCCUGUAGAAUUCUACAAAUUUCAUUGUAAAUUUAUGGCGCAGAGCGUAACAGCAUUUUUGCACAAAUUAAAUAUUGUUAACAGUUGUUUACACCUAACGUAAUUGUCAGUACACUGCUCGUCAAAAUUCAUUAUUCUUUAGGGGAAACCCUCGUCAUUCUGCCAUUGUUUGAGCUAUAAAUGUAAUUAAAAAUCGUAAGAUAUCAUUUCUGACCUGCAAUGUAUUGUAAUAAUGUAGCCAACGUGUUUUUAGAUGCAGAAAAUUCAAUUGUGUAAUUAAUGUAAAAUUUACUAUUUUUAUAGAUUCCAUUUAUAAAAAAAAUUAUUAAUAGUUUUCGAACGUUUACCAACAUAUCGCUCAUUUUCAUAUCAUUCGUAACUCACUCAUUAAAAUUCAUAUCGGCUUCUUCAUUUAGCUUAUAGUUUAAUAUAGAGUGUCCUUAAAUACCAAGCGAAAAAAAAAACAUUGUUCAGAGAAGCGUGUGUCAACUUUGUAUGCUGAUAUUAUUGAAUGUAUCGACUGAUAAUGUAAAAUAAUAAAAUAGCAUUGAAUGUAAA